AUGGAUCCAAACGACCCCAAUUAUUAUUCAAAUUUUGGAUCUUUUUUUCACCCUCAAAAAUUUUCAAAUCCAGAAGAUGUUCAAAAUUCUCAGUACUACGAGAAUUCUCAAUUUUCUCCACACCUCAACCAAAUUUCUACCCCUCACGAACAUCCCAUUUCACAAAAUAUCUCUCGAAAUUUAUUUCAAGAUGUCGAACACCCAAAGAAAAAUCAGAAAGCUGCAAAAAAUGUAGCUUGGUGCGUGAAAGAAGAUGUAGCGCUUAUGUCUUCUUGGAUCUGCAUUAGCGAAGAUAAGCAAAAAGGAAAAAAUCAAAUAGGGGCGACGAUGUGGGAACGUGUGCAGAAUAUGUAUCAUGAAGCUCAAAAAGAAAAUCCAGAUGAGAUCGGCCCAAGGAAUAUCGAAUCAAUGAAAGGUCGUUUUAAACGACUUAAUGAAAAUGCAAACAAGUGGAUUGCUGCUUGCAAAGAAGCAAAUGCUAGAAAAAGAAGUGGAAUGAGCCAGAAAGAUAUAGAGAUGAAAGCUCACUCAAUUUAUGAAGCAGGUGGCAGUAAAUUCCAAGACUUGGUUGUUUUCAAUGAUGUUAUGAGUAAACAUCCGAAGUGA
This is a messenger RNA of Salvia miltiorrhiza (redroot sage), 606 nucleotides long. RefSeq lists its product as uncharacterized. Lineage: Eukaryota; Viridiplantae; Streptophyta; Magnoliopsida; Lamiales; Lamiaceae. Bases 1 to 606 code for a protein of 201 amino acids. The record is from RefSeq and is a predicted model, not a curated record. The transcript has a single exon.